This is a messenger RNA of Dipodomys ordii (Ord's kangaroo rat), 4921 nucleotides long. RefSeq names its product integrator complex subunit 3 (gene Ints3). The transcript is spliced from 30 exons. The record is from RefSeq and is a predicted model, not a curated record. Lineage: Eukaryota; Metazoa; Chordata; Mammalia; Rodentia; Heteromyidae. Bases 594 to 3719 code for a protein of 1041 amino acids. Gene Ontology annotation, cellular component: cytoplasm.
CCCCACCCCCGCUCUUCCACCAUGGCCGCCUCAGUGUGGUGUGGGAAGAAGCUGGUCCUCGGUGUCCUCCUGUAGCGCUACGGCUUCACCUUCACCCCCCCCCCCGUAGGGCCUGGAUCCAAAGGAGCCUCGCUCCCCGAGUCCUUGAGGCACCAGCCGGGAAGGUUUCCUACCCCGGCCUCAGGAGCAGGACUCUUCCCGCACCCCACCCCCCACCUCUGGAGGCAGAAACUUAGGGCUUUCCCUCCUUCUGGUAGGGUCCGAAGCCAGAGAGAGGGUGCCCCUCCAUUGCUGCCGGGGCGGCAGCCUCGCCUGCGUUUCCCUCAGAGGCACAGACAGACCUUUCACCGUCCUGGAGAGCUAACGGCUUUCCCGCAGGCAGCAGCCCUACAGGACCGGCCGCCUGCGCCCCUCGGCAGGAGCGGCCUUGGGGAGGCGGGAGGAGCGCGGAGGCCCGGAGCCCGGGCCCGAGCCUUCCCCUCCUCCGCCGCUUCUCUCUUGCCUCCUGGUCCCUGGCCCAUCCGGAGUUUCCCAUUUCUAGGACUUUUCUAUCCACCCACUCCCUGACCCUUUCCCGUCUCCUGGUUGCAGCCAUGGACUUACAGAAGGGAAAGGGGGCAGCAGCAGCUGCUGCUUCAGGAGCCCCGGGAGGUGGAGGAGGAGGAGCGGGAGCAGGAUCCCCAGGAGGGGGGAGGCUGCUACUUUCAACCAGUUUGGAUGCCAAGGAUGAGUUAGAGGAGAGGUUGGAAAGGUGUAUGAGUAUUGUGACGUCAAUGACUACUGGUGUCUCCGAGAGAGAGGCCAACGAUGCCCUCAAUGCGUAUGUAUGCAAAGGACCUCCUCAACAUGAAGAAAUCUGCCUGGGCUUGUUUACUCUUGUCCUUACUGAACCUUCCCAAGCCCAGAAGUGUUACCGGGACUUGGCUCUGGUGAGUCGUGAUGGCAUGAAUAUUGUCCUGAAUAAAAUCAACCAGAUACUUAUGGAGAAGUACCUGAAGUUGCAGGAUACUUGCCGUACUCAGUUGGUGUGGUUGGUAAGAGAACUAGUGAAGAGUGGAGUUUUGGGAGCUGAUGGUGUUUGCAUGACAUUUAUGAAGCAGAUUGCAGGUGGAGAUGUCACAGCCAAAAAUAUCUGGUUGGCAGAAAGUGUCCUGGAUAUCCUGACGGAGCAGAGAGAGUGGGUACUAAAGAGCAGCAUCCUCAUUGCCAUGGCUGUUUAUACAUACCUCCGUCUCAUUGUUGACCACCACGGGACUGCCCAGCUCCAGGCCCUGCGGCAGAAAGAAGUAGACUUCUGCAUCUCACUGCUUCGGGAACGGUUUAUGGAGUGUUUGAUGAUUGGCCGAGACCUGGUGAGACUACUUCAGAAUGUUGCUAGAAUACCAGAAUUUGAACUGCUUUGGAAAGAUAUUAUCCAUAACCCUCAAGCCUUGAGUCCUCAGUUCACAGGUAUCCUACAACUUCUUCAGUCAAGAACAUCCCGAAAAUUCCUAGCAUGUCGCCUAACUCCUGACAUGGAGACUAAACUCCUCUUCAUGACUUCCCGGGUACGGUUUGGUCAACAAAAACGAUACCAAGAUUGGUUUCAGCGCCAGUACCUGUCAACCCCAGACAGUCAGUCUCUGCGAUGUGACCUCAUUCGCUACAUCUGUGGUGUAGUUCAUCCUUCUAAUGAAGUACUAAGUUCAGAUAUCUUGCCCCGAUGGGCCAUCAUUGGUUGGCUCCUGACAACAUGCACGUCAAAUGUUGCUGCCUCCAAUGCUAAGCUGGCUUUGUUUUACGAUUGGCUGUUCUUUAGUCCAGACAAGGAUAGCAUUAUGAACAUAGAGCCAGCCAUCCUGGUCAUGCAUCACUCCAUGAAGCCGCACCCAGCCAUCACUGCCACACUCCUGGACUUCAUGUGUCGUAUCAUUCCCAACUUCUAUCCACCAUUGGAGGGCCAUGUGCGACAGGGUGUCUUUUCUUCCCUCAACCACAUUGUGGAGAAACGGGUUUUGGCACACUUGGCCCCCCUAUUUGACAACCCUAAAUUGGAUAAAGAGCUGCGAGCUAUGCUUCGAGAGAAAUUUCCUGAGUUCUGCAGUUCUCCCUCUCCACCCGUGGAAGUCAAAAUUGAGGAGCCAGUUUCCAUGGAAAUGGACAACCAUAUGUCAGAUAAGGAUGAGAGUUGCUAUGACAACGCAGAGGCAGCCUUCAGUGAUGAUGAGGAAGAUCUCAAUAGCAAAGGGAAGAAGAGAGAGUUUCGAUUCCACCCCAUCAAGGAGACAGUUGUGGAGGAGCCAGUUGAUAUUACCCCUUACCUUGACCAGUUGGAUGAAUCUCUAAGGGACAAAGUGCUCCAGCUACAGAAGGGAAAUGAUACGGAGGCCCAGUGUGAGGUCAUGCAGGAAAUCGUGGACCAGGUCCUGGAGGAAGACUUUGACUCGGAGCAGCUGUCUGUCCUUGCUUCCUGUCUGCAGGAGCUCUUCAAGGCCCACUUCCGAGGGGAGGUGCUUCCCGAAGAGGUCACUGAGGAGUCCUUGGAGGAGUCUGUGGGGAAGCCUCUCUACCUAAUAUUUAGGAACCUGUGCCAGAUGCAGGAGGACAACAGCAGCUUUUCUUUGCUUUUGGACCUUCUCUCUGAGCUAUAUCAGAAGCAGCCCAAAAUUGGCUAUCACUUGCUCUACUACCUGCGGGCCAGCAAAGCCGCCGCAGGGAAGAUGAACCUCUAUGAGUCUUUUGCCCAGGCCACUCAGCUAGGUGAUCUUCACACUUGCCUAAUGAUGGACAUGAAGGCCUGCCAGGAGGAUGAUGUGCGACUGCUGUGCCAUCUCACGCCCUCUAUCUACACAGAGUUUCCAGAUGAAACCUUGAGGAGUGGGGAGCUGCUGAACAUGAUCGUAGCUGUUAUUGACUCUGCACAGCUCCAGGAGCUCGUCUGCCACGUGAUGAUGGGGAACCUGGUCAUGUUUCGAAAAGACUCAGUCCUCAACAUUCUCAUCCAGAGCCUGGACUGGGAAACCUUUGAACAGUAUUGUGCCUGGCAACUUUUCCUGGCCCACAACAUCCCCCUGGAGACCAUAAUCCCCAUCCUGCAGCAUCUCAAAUACAAGGAGCAUCCAGAAGCCCUGUCCUGCCUACUGCUUCAGCUCCGGAGAGAGAAGCCCAGUGAGGAAAUGGUAAAGAUGGUGUUGAGCCGGCCUUGCCAUCCGGACGAUCAGUUCACCACCAGCAUCCUGCGGCACUGGUGCAUGAAGCACGACGAGCUGCUGGCAGAGCACAUCAAGUCCCUCCUCAUUAAGAACAACAGCCUCCCUCGCAAGAGGCAGAGCUUGAGGAGUUCUAGCAGCAAGCUGGCCCAGUUAACUCUGGAACAAAUCCUGGAGCACUUGGACAACCUGCGGCUCAACCUGACCAAUACCAAGCAAAACUUUUUCAGCCAGACACCAAUCCUCCAGGCAUUGCAGCAUGUCCAGGCGAGCUGUGAUGAAGCCCACAAGAUGAAGUUCAGCGAUCUCUUCUCCCUGGCAGAGGAGUACGAGGACUCUUCCACUAAGCCACCCAAGAGCCGACGAAAAGCAGCGCUGUCCAGCCCUCGGAGUCGAAAGAAUGCCACUCAGCCCCCCAAUGCUGAAGAAGAGUCAGGCUCCAGCAGUGCCUCGGAGGAAGAAGACACAAAACCAAAGCCCACCAAACGGAAACGAAAAGGAUCCUCUGCAGUGGGCUCUGACAGUGACUGAGGCCCUGUACCUGUCCUGCCCCAGCUAGACUCUUUUACCUGGUGGACCCCAGGGUUACAGGGCUGGGGAAAUGCAGGAGAAACCCCAACUCUCCUCACCAGGGGAAAGACGGACUUGCUGUGAUCUAGCCUGAAAGCUGCCAUGCAACUCCCACCCUGCCUCUCUUCUCCUGGGGCCUCAGGGCCCACACUGCUGCUCUCAGCGAUCUUUGGGCUCUUGGGAGAACCAGGGGCUGCACAAAACCAGACUACGGUGGAAGUCUUCAGCCUUUUGCUCCUUCCUUAGCCCCUUCCCCAGUCUCCAAAGAGAAGGGAAAUAACCAAGUGGCUGCUGGGCAGAGAAGCUGGAUGAGAGCAGAUGCGCAGUACGUGGGCGUCCCUUCUGCUCAUUCUUGUGUUAGGUAGUCACCAUCCACACCAGUGUGGAUUGGGCAUCUAACUUGAUGUCGUCAGUGCCCAUCUGUGCAGAUGGCAAAAAUCUGGCUGACAGAUGUCCCAGGUCCCAUGUGCUGUGCCUCUGAGACUCGGGUUGUCCCAAGCCCAGGGAAGUCUCAGAGGCAAGUUUCUUAGAACUGUCAAAUGGUCCCAUUUCCUUGGUUUUGGUUUUGCUUUUUUUUUUUUCUCCUGUUGGCAGAGAUAAUCGGAUUUUAAAAGUUGUUUUUAAAUGAUAGUAAAAUAAGCCAGAAGGUCUUUUGUGCAAGUUUCUGUUAUCCUGUAUGUAAGUGGUCUUGUUUAAUUGUUACUUCUGCUUGUGGCCUCACCACUGCCCACCUUUUGUGUAGAGCUGGCGGGACUUGGCUUUGCCCUCCAGGAGUCACUGGAGGGGUAUGCCAAGCACUAAUCUGGCACCUCUCCAUGCAGGCUGUUGCUCCUCAAAAUAACAGUCCUCCAAAGAGUGUCCUGCUCAUUCCACUUCAUGAAAUCUGCACACUUUCAAGGGAUGCUUCACCUUGCUUCUUGAAGGACACAGUUUUGCCUUGGGGAGAGUUCAGACUUCAGGAAUGGGAGAACCUAUUCCAGUCUGGCCACUUGCUGGUACUCAGGUACCAGCUGUGCUUUGUUUCUCUCCUAGUCAGGGAGAUGAGGCAAACUGAGCAUGAACAUUUUGCUCACUACAGACAGCUCUUCCAAUUCAGCCUGUUAAGUGCCUCUACAGAAGUGCCUCUUAAGUUCUAAGCCGGGCACUGGCGGCUCACGCCUAUA